This is a messenger RNA of Trichosurus vulpecula (common brushtail), 4286 nucleotides long. RefSeq names its product mitofusin 1 (gene MFN1). Gene Ontology annotation, cellular component: mitochondrial outer membrane. The record is from RefSeq and is a predicted model, not a curated record. Gene Ontology annotation, molecular function: GTP binding; GTPase activity. The coding region runs from base 151 to 2370 and encodes 739 amino acids. NCBI's taxonomy places the organism in Eukaryota, Metazoa, Chordata, Mammalia, Diprotodontia, Phalangeridae. Gene Ontology annotation, biological process: mitochondrion localization; mitochondrial fusion. The transcript is spliced from 18 exons.
CCCCGACGGAGGCCUCCUCCCCCGCCCCGCCCCCUGGCCGGGCCUCGACUUCUCCCGGCGCGGGACGAUGAGGCUCAUGAGGACCCGCGGAGCGGCGCAGCUGCGGUUACCGGCUUAGGGGUAGAGCCGGGCGAGCCGCCGCAGUUAAAAAUGGCAGAAACAACCACUUCUCCACUGAAGCACUUUGUGUUGGCUAAAAAGACUAUUACUGCCAUCUUUGACCAGUUACUGGAGUAUGUGACCGAGGGCACAAAUUUUGUUGAAGCAACAUAUAAGAAUCCAGAACUUGAACGGAUAGCCACUGAGGAUGAUCUGGCAGAAAUACAGAGUUAUAAAAAUAAAUUAUCAGUCAUUGGUGAGGUGCUGUCUCGGAGACACAUGAAAGUGGCAUUUUUUGGCAGGACAAGUAGUGGCAAGAGCUCUGUCAUCAAUGCGAUGUUAUGGGACAAGGUUCUUCCCAGUGGCAUUGGCCACACAACAAACUGCUUCCUGAGCGUAGAAGGAACAGAUGGAGAUAAAGCCUAUCUGAUGACUGAAGGAUCCGAUGAGAAGAAAAGUGUCAAGACUGUGAACCAACUGGCCCAUGCUCUUCAUAUGGACAAAGACCUGAAAGCUGGCUGUCUUGUACAUGUAUUUUGGCCUAAGGCAAAAUGUGCACUAUUGAGAGAUGACUUGGUUUUAGUAGACAGUCCAGGCACAGAUGUCACUACAGAGCUGGACAGCUGGAUUGAUAAAUUUUGCUUAGAUGCCGAUGUCUUCGUUUUGGUAGCAAAUUCAGAAUCAACGUUGAUGAACACGGAAAAACACUUUUUUCACAAGGUAAAUGAGCGACUUUCCAAGCCUAAUAUCUUUAUCCUGAAUAACCGUUGGGAUGCCUCUGCCUCAGAACCAGAAUAUAUGGAAGAUGUACGUCGGCAGCACAUGGAGCGCUGCCUGAAUUUCUUGGUGGAGGAGCUCAAAGUCGUGGAUCCCUCUGAGGCACAGAAUCGCAUCUUCUUUGUUUCAGCAAAGGAAGUUCUCAGUGCACGAAAACAAAAGGCCCAAGGGAUGCCCGAGGGAGGUGGGGCACUUGCUGAAGGAUUUCAGACAAGAUUCCAGGAGUUUCAGAACUUUGAACAAAUCUUUGAGGAGUGUAUCUCGCAGUCAGCAGUGAAAACAAAGUUUGAACAGCACACUAUCAGAGCUAAACAGAUAAUAGAUACUGUGAAAAACAUAAUGGAUGCAAUAAACGUGGCAGCCGCAGAAAAAAGGAUUUAUUCCUUGGAGGAGAGGGAGGACCAGACUGACAGAUUGGACUUUAUUAGAAACCAGAUGAACCUUUUAACACAAGAAGUUAAGAAAAAAAUCAAAGAGGUUACUGCAGAGGUAGAGAACAAGGUUUCAUGUGCUAUGACAGAUGAAAUUUGUCGUCUUUCCCUUUUGGUUGAUGAGUUUUGUUCCGACUUCCAUCCUUCUCCAAGUGUGCUCAAAGUGUACAAAACUGAACUAAACAAGCACAUAGAAGAUGGUAUGGGAAGAAAUUUGGCUGAUCGCUGUUCCACUGAAGUCAAUGCCUCAAUGCACCAAUCGCAGCAGGAAAUGAUUGAAAAUUUGAAGCCAUUGCUUCCUGCUGGUAUACAGAAUAAGCUCCACGUAUUAAUCCCUUGUAAGAAAUUUGAUCUCAGCUAUGACCUGAACUGUCACAAGUUGUGUUCUGACUUUCAAGAAGAUAUUGUAUUUCGUUUUUCCUUGGGGUGGUCAUCCCUGGUUAGCCGGUUCUUGGGGCCUACAAAUGCCCAGAGGGUUCUCUUAGGAUUUUCAGAGCCCAUCCUACAGGUGCCUCGAUCUAUUGCUUCUACUCCCUCUGCUCCUCCUAAUUCUGCAACGCCAGAUCUUGUGUCUCAGGAAGAACUGAUGGUGACCCUAGUAACAGGCUUAGCUUCUUUAACAUCAAGGACUUCUAUGGGCAUCAUUGUCGUUGGAGGAGUGAUUUGGAAAACAGUGGGAUGGAAACUUAUAACGGUUUCCCUAAGUAUGUACGGAGCUUUGUAUCUUUAUGAACGGCUGACUUGGACCACUAGAGCGAAGGAGAAAGCCUUCAAGCAGCAGUUUGUAAACUAUGCAACUGAAAAACUGCAGAUGAUCGUUAGCUUCACGAGUGCUAACUGCAGCCAUCAAGUACAGCAGGAAAUGGCCACGACUUUUGCUCGUCUGUGUCAGCAAGUUGAUGUUACCCAGAAACAGCUGGAAGAAGAAAUUUCUAGGCUGUCCAAAGAAAUAGACCAGUUGGAGAAAAUACAAAAUAAUUCAAAACUUUUAAGAAAUAAAGCAAUUCGACUUGAAAAUGACCUGGAGAAUUUUACAAGGCAGUUUCUCCAUCCAAGCAAAUAGAAGAAUCUCAGUGGAUGGCUCUGGUGGCACCAGAGGAGAAGCAGGACUUUGACUCAUGUUGAUUUACAUGAAAAAUGACUAAAUAUGAAUUAUAUUGACUAUGCUUGUUGAAAAUUGCAAAUCCGGGUUUAGAUUCUGGCAGCGAACUAUCUCAAGGUUUUUGCAUUUCUUAACAAUGGUUACAUGGUAUGUUUGUAUCCUUAGUUGUAAUGGGGGGAGGGGGUGUAAAGAAAUAAUGAAUUUGUGAAAGGAAGUACAACUAAUUGUGAGACCUGUGGCUGGGGAAUGGGCUCCUGAGCUCCUAGAAAGGGUUUUUUUUUUUAUUCUGAAAAACCUUGCUUCCUGGCAUCCAGGAAUCAGAAAGGCCAUUGCAGCCCCAUUUUUUCCAGAAUAUCUUUGUCAGUAUCCUCUUAUUGAGAAUAACCAAUCUUUUUAUUUUUUUAAAUACUCAUUUAUCUAUUAGCCAAGAAGAGGAGGAUUUCUUAGUGUUAUUAUUUUUGCAAAUUACAAAUCAUUUUUGUUAACACAUUCAUAAAUUUUUCAUUGUUGCCCAUUACAACCACCUGGUCACAUCACAGGCCUUGUCAUCAAAUUGUCAUUCACUUAAAACAGGAUUUGUGGGUAGUAGGCUAUUUAUUACCUACCUUGGGAAAGGAACACUAUCUAUGAAACACCUGAAAUGAAAUUGGAAAUGUCAGAUUGAUAAAAAUGGCUCAGCCAUAUAGAGCAGUUAGAAUCCAGUGUGUCAGGGAUCUCUACAGGAAUACUUUCAUGUACAAAAACAAGAAGGGAGUGCUUGCCUGUAUGGACUUGGGUUUCAUGUGGAACGUUGGCUAAGUAGGGUUGCUCAAUGUCCUUUUCUUUUGACCCCAUGUGGGUGUGCCAUCUCGGACAUAAGUUGGAGUGGUUUGUGUUUCAUCUUACCAAGCUUUUCAUGUGCUUGAGUAUAUGGUAAAUCACCCUGUUUGCUUUUAUAUCCAAAACGGGGUUGACAGUUAAUAUAGGAAUGAAGAAAAUUCUGUUGCUCUUGGGGGAAAAUGUAUUGGCCAGGUUUGACAUUUUACUGGGGAAAGAACAGAAUUUCAGACUCUCUUAUUUUAGGUACCAGAGCUGAGCUCUUUCCCUGGGCUGCCCAAGCAGUUUUCUGUUGAGAACAUUUUACUGUAAAUAGGAAUUCUGGGGGGUUAUUCAUUCACUGCUUCCCUUUUUGUGCCUUUAAGGCUUCUGAAUGCUAUUUAUUAUUAGACCUUCUCUGGGCAGGUGUGCCUGUAUUUUUAAAAAAUAAAUAGCAUUGUUUUUGGCCAUUAAAAGCCUUUCAAAUUAUUUAUAUAUUUUUAUGCAAAUUAAACAUUUAACAGGAUAAAAUAUUCAGGUCCAGAAUUGAAUGAAAAAUUACUAAGUUGUACAGACUGCUGAUAACUCUCACAGGGCCCAACUGAAGAAUGGGAAAAGUGGCCACACUGGGUCGUCUUAGGCCACAAGCUGGUCUCCAGUAGGAGCCAGCUCCCUGUAUGCAUGUGGACAAUGCAGUGGCUUGGUUGCAUCAGUCUGAUCAGUAGUCACCAAUUUCCUUCAGUAUUUUGAAAUAAAGAAUUGCCACCUGAUUGAUUGGCUAUCUGUUAUAUGCAUAUUGGAAAUAAAGGAAAGAUGGCUUAAGAAACCAAAACCAACCCCCUUGUCCCUCUCCCCCCUCCUAAAGCGCCCCCACCCAAGCCUAUGACUUGCACAGAAAUUAUGUGAUUUUAGUACUAAUGUGGUUCGGACUUUUGCAAGAUACUUGAUGUUUAUUUUCUAUGUGUGUUUGCAAGAUGAUUUAUAAACUUUGUAUAAUCCUAAACUUUUUACAAACAUAGUUAUUUUAUAGCUGUUCAAACUUCCAAGGGAAAAAUAAAAGCUAUACCCAUUGUUUGCCUGAU